CGACGACGGCGCACCCGAUUGGACGUUUGCGGCUGCGUGCGUCCGCAUGGCAACGCGACCUGCGCGCCACAAAUAAGGCAGGAGGGGAGCUAUGCUGGCAAGUCGGGAUUGAUUGACGACACCUUCGCGGGCACAGGGACCUGUAAACUGCCACUUGGAGCAGGUCACCAUGACAGCAGAGGAGAAAAUCAACAUCAAGGAGGCAGAAGUGGUCAAGCUGGUCCUUGACUUCCUCAGCUCCAGGAAGCUCCAUAUCAGCAUGUUGGCCUUGGAAAAGGAGAGCGGCAUCAUCAACGGCCUCUACUCCGAUGACAUGCUCUUCCUCAGGCAACUCAUACUGGAUGGUCAGUGGGAGGAGGUGAUGCAGUUCAUUCAGCCUUUAGAAGGGUUGGACAAGUUUGACAAGAAAAGGUUUCGCUAUAUCAUUCUGAAGCAGAAGUUUCUCGAGGCUCUUUGUGUAAAUAAUGCCAUGUCUGCAGCUGAAGACCCUCAAAAUCUGGAAUUGACCAUGCAAGAGGCUGUCAAGUGCCUGCACAAAUUGGAGGAGUUCUGCCCGUCUAAGGAGGACUACAGCAAACUGUGUCUUCUCCUCACGCUGCCUCGCCUCACCCACCACGCUGAGUUCAAGGACUGGAACCCGAGUACGGCGCGCGUCCACUGUUUCGAGGAGGCCUGUGUGAUGGUCGCCGAGUUCAUUCCAGCGGACAGGAAGCUGAGCGAGGCGGGCUUCAGAGCGAGUGGGAACCGCCUCUUUCAGCUGCUCAUCAAAGGGAUCCUUUACGAGUGCUGCGUCGAAUUCUGUCAGAGCAAAGCAACUGGAGAGGCGAUAACAGAGGGAGAGGUUUUGCUCGGCGUAGACUUGCUCUGCGGAAACGGGUGUGAUGAACUGGAUCUGUCGCUGCUGUCCUGGCUGCAGAACCUUUCUCCUGGUGCAUUUUCAUGCGCCUUCCAACAGAAGACCCUCAGUAUCCAUGUCGACCGGCUAAUGAAGCCCAGCAAGGCCGGUCACGCUGACCUCCUCAUGCCUCUGAUCAAUCGCCUCUCCCCCCGCCCGGCCUCACCUUUCCGCCAGAGGCCUCACUCGGCCGACACGUACAUGUCCAGAUCCCUGAAUCCGGCUCUGGAUGGACUGUCCCACGGCCUGGCUGUCCAGGACAAGAGAGGCGUGGAGGUCAACAUGAAAUCAGCUCUCAGUCGAAGCCUGGUGGAGAAUAAUUUUCACCAACUGGAUGAUUCCCCUGAGAAAAAGCACCCACGGAGUUUUGAAGGUCCCAAGACCACACGCACGCCUCUGACUCCUGGGAGAGAUGGUGGAACAGCAUGCACAGAAACAGUUGAGCGGCCUGACUCCACAGACCAAAUGCAGGAGUACUACAGGCAGCGUCUGCGUGUGCAGCAGCAUCUGGAGCAGAAGCAACAGCAGAGGCAGCUUUACCAGCAGAUGCUGCUUGAAGGGGGUGUGAAACCACUCGACGGAGCCCAAAACAACCUCACAGAGACCUUCCUCUCUCGAUCCAUUCAGAAACUGGAGGAGAUGAACGUUGGCAUUGACCACCACGGAGAUGAGGUUGGCCCACAUUUGGGCCAGCAGUGUAAUGGUGUGACAGAUGAGACCAGCACAUCCGACACCCAAGACCCAGGGGUAGUGCAAAGGGCGAAGCCUGGUGGUGUAAGCAGCAGCCCCUCAUUAGGACCUGGGAGCCAUUGCCUGCAACAUGUCAGUGAGUCCCCAGGUCCUGCAAGUGCUGAGAGGAUUGGCGGCACAGUGCAAGAUGAUUCGAGCAGCCAUGUGACACGUUGCACAACACAGCAGCCAGGAAAGACCAAAACCCAGUUUGUUAAAGUGAACCAGCUUGAAGACACGCAGGCAGUACGAUCUGUGGCCUUCCAUCCCUCCGGAUCACUUUAUGCUGUUGGUUCCAACUCUAAAACUCUCAGAGUUUGCGCCUACCCUGACACCCUAACAACCAGCACUCCGGAUGCAGUCAAGCAGCCAGUGGUGCGCUUCAGAAGGAACAAACACCACAAAGGUUCCAUCUACUGUGUCGCCUGGAGCCACUGUGGACAGCUGUUGGCCACCGGCUCCAAUGACAAAUAUGUCAAAGUUCUGCCUUUCAAUGCUGACAGCUGCAAUGCGACAGGUCCUGACCUGGAGUUCAGCAUGCAUGAUGGUACCAUAAGGGACUUAGCCUUCAUGGAGGGUCCUGAGAGCGGAGGUUCCAUCCUGAUUAGUGCUGGAGCUGGAGACUGCAACAUCUACACCACUGACUGCCAGAGAGGACAGGGCCUCCAUGCCUUGAGUGGACACACUGGCACUAUUUUGACGCUAUACACAUGGGGAGGGUGGAUGAUCACGUCUGGUUCCCAGGACAAGACAGUUCGCUUCUGGGACCUGCGGGUUCCAAGUUGUGUGCGUGUGGUGGGUACAACCCUGCAUGGCUCAGGAAGUGUGGUAGUUUCAGUGGCAGUGGAUCCCAGCGGGCGCCUGCUCGCCACUGGCCAGGAGGACAGCACCUGUAUGCUGUAUGACAUCAGAGGAGGCCGCAUAGUCCAGACGUACCGGCCGCACGGCAGUGACAUUCGUUCCGUACGCUUCUCACCAGGAGCCCAUAACCUUCUGACUGGUUCCUAUGACAACAAAAUCAUCAUCAGUGACCUGCAAGGUGACUUAACAAAACCAGUCCCUCAGACGUUGGCAGGAGAACACUGGGACAAGGUGAUCCAGUGUCGAUGGCAUCCCAAAGAUCGAACCUUCCUCUCUUCCUCCGCUGAUCGGACUGUUGUCCUCUGGGCUCCCAACCCUUGAGAAAGUCGGAAGACUCACAACAAAAUCAGUAGCGAGCCUUCAAUGGAACAUCAAGUAUAUUCAAGUGUUGAAUCACAAACUUUUGCAUAUGUUCGUGUUUUUAUGUCAGUGCAUUAAGUUGUCAGCGCUGUUGCGUCAUACGAGCAAUAUCUUUGGGCUCUGUUUUCGUGACUGCCGUAAAUCUGCGUGGAGGGGUGUUAGACCAGGUUUUAGUCAUUUCGCAGACGAGCGCAAGUAUUUAAAAGAGGGAGGUGUGCGCCAUUGUGUGUGUGAACGAAGCCGAUUUCAAUCAUCUCCAAACAAAGUGGCUCCUCUCAUUCCCUUUCAAUGGGGUGCAAUUGACAAGUCUGUAAUUGUAAUAAUGUGCUCAAUGAAUUGAUUUCUACAAUGAUUCAGAGGGUUUGGUGUCCACUAUUCACAUAUUUAUGAAUGGAAUACAUUUGACAUCUACAACACGUCUGCGGAGUUCAGAAUCUGCCGGUAUGUGCCCCCAAACCAAAUUCGCGUUUGACCAGCUCCUCCACGAUUAAGACGUGGUCCCAGCAAGCAUACGUUUAGACUGACUUUCUGCCACCAAAUUGUCAGUCCAUAGUGCGCCUGUCAAAGGUCACACCCUCACUGCGCCUGAACGCUCAGCUUGGCGUAGACUAGUCUGCCAUCUUGGCAAACGCACAGCGAGCCUUGCAGUGGCAUGGAACUCAAGAUACAACAUUUGCGCUCUUCUGCAGACGCACCGUUGACGAAAAUAGAACCCUUUAUGGACAGAUAUAUGACAGGUGUAGAAAACCGGAUUCAUAGUGCUUUAUGCUUGUCAAAUCACGCAGUCAUCAAUGUCGAAAGAUAGUUUUUAUGGUGGAGAAAAGAUGAGAAAGUGGCAAAUAGAUCUGCAACAUGAAGUUGUUGUACCAUCAAAUGACAGCUUUAUGAUGUAUGUUGAUAGUACACUCGUUUGAAAUGCAGAAUACAGUUCAGAGUUAAUGUAUGUACAGCGCUUGUACAAAUUAAAAUAAUCAGUCCAUUAAUAUUUUAACCAGCACUUUAAAUCUAGACACUGUAUUUGAGGAUAGCUUGGUGAAUAUAGUUUUGCUAGAAGAACCCUAAAUUAUAAAUGUGGGACAAAAAUUAUUGGUAAAAAAAACCAAAAAAUUGCGAAACAGUUUAAAUGAUUUUAUUUUAUUUUUAAAACACAAAGUCUUUGUCCAAUCCUUCUUGGCCUAUUGUCAAAAUACAAAGGGUUUAUAAUAAUGCACUUGAAAGCUAUGGAGAGGAAUUUAUUACAUAAUGUGCCUUUUUAAAGCAUUAGAGAGAGAUUUUUGGGUUGGUGUAGUAAGUGAACCAUUUAUCUAUGCAGGGUUAUCUAUUUUACCAUUUACUGUACAGACUUGGACAAGUGUACGUUUUUGUUGUAUCACUCACUGCACAUUUUAUGUUGUAUGUUGUGUUAGUACUGGAAAUAUGCACUGAAUGAAUAGUAAGUAAUAUUGUACAACAGAAACAGACGCUAUAACAAUUGACAUGUUGUUUGGUUGUACACAACUAGAAUUCAUAAAUUGCACCAUUAGAAUAGCUUGAUGUGUACUAGGGGGUUUGAACUUUCUGACAAAUUUCCCACAGCACGUUUAGAAAAAGAAUAGCACAACAACUUCUCUCUUUUUUUAUAAGGGGAAGUUACAGUAUGUUGAAUUCAGAAAUAUUGUGAUGAGAGUUUCAUCACUUAUCAACUGCUCUGGGCCUUUUGAAGUAAAUAUGUGGCCUGAGAUCUGAAUAAUCUUCAAAUAAGUAUCUUCAAAAGAAUGGUCACCAGACAUUCUCUGACAACUAAAUAUAUCUAUCCAUCUAUGUAUUUCCUACCACUUACCCUGUUCCUGGUCACAGGUGAGCUCGGGCCCAGCUGGUACAUGGGCAAGAGAUGGCGUCACUUUUUACGCAUGCACUUUAAAUGCAGAGGUUGUGCACAUAACAGUAUAACAAUAGUUGUUCAACUUACUACUAUGCAAGAACGUUUUUGGUGUGACUGACAGAAGGUAUAACAAAAUGUUUGUCAAUUGUACUAAACUCACUUACUUGGCUUGCUCAGUGCCUCAGUUUAAUAUUACAACCUCACCUUACCUUACACCAUAAUUUUGUUGCAUUGUAUAUGUUGAGGUACCGUAUGUUUAAUCACCUUGUGUUGUUGUACACAUUGUUUAUUCCACACGUCUCAUCAUUGUGAUGUUGCCUCUGUGGGUCACAGUGGGAUCUUUUAUUGUUCUGACUUACCUGCCAAAGGGCCAUUAGAGUUCAAUAGAUUGAAAUAAAACAUGCCACUGGUGAUAAAUAAAAUGGGCGUUUAAACAAUGUUUUGUUCGAGGCUACACUUUGUAAUGAUAAUACUGCAUGUGAGGACCACAUAAUCCUACAAAUUAAUACUACAAAAAUACUGUGUAUGUAGGAAUUUAGCUGUACAGACUUGUUUCCAUGCAAGUUAAAUAGGUGCUUGGCUGCACCGUAGUUCUUCAGUGCACAACUUCAUUAUGAAAACAAAGCCCAAAAUUGGACCAUUUUCUUCUAGUUACUUUUUGGACUGAAUCGGCGUAAUCUAUUUUGAAACAGGCCCAGAGGGUUGAACUGUUUUUAUAAAUGAGAAUUGCCAACAUUUGAACCUUUAAUUGAAAUGCCUCUAUUGAACCCUUUGAACCACAACUGAGCCUCAAUUCCUUAUGAAUCUACAUUGUAAAUUGCUUACUUUGUGGUUCACAUAUUCAAUGAUUAUGAUGACUUCGACAUUUGGUACCAAUACUAUGAUUGAACUGCUGAAUGGUCAACAAGGUUGUGUGAACUAGUAGCAUAACAUUGUUCAACAGUAGGAUAAAAUUAUAUUGCGAUGAGACCCAUCUUUUUAUACAGUCGGCUUUCAUGUGGGGGCUUGUUUCUGUUGACCCAAAUAUGGUGUCCGUUGUUGAUUGCCAAAUUUAGUAUGAUGAUCACUGACAUAAUGUUUGUAUACAAAAACAUAGGGGACAGAUAGGUUUGCUGGAGGGAUGAAGGUCACUGGAGAGUAAAAGAGAAACUGUCAUCACUCACAUGCUGCGCUCGAUCAUUCGCUCCUUUGUGAGGGGGACAAUGUGAACCGACAUUUGGGGGGCUUAAAAAGCAUACGCACUCUGUAAAGCCAGCCAGCCUGGAGGGACCACCCGACCGAGCAAGGCGUAUCGGAAAAGAAAACUGGACUUUUGAGGAAAUCUAUACGCUGGAUGAUAUUUUCUUUGUGGUUCCAAAAGACAACGUUGUGAAAAGCAUCAAAACUUAAGGUGAAACUGCAAGUGACAUUUGGAGCUUCUCUGUUUAACUUUUUUUUUUUUUUUUUUAAAUUGGUUUUAACGGGGCCUGGAAUAGGCAUUUAAUUUGUAAUGUUGGAUAGACUGAUGUGUGCUUUGUAAGUUUUUUGUUUUAAAGCUAUUACAUAGAAUUGUAAAUAAGUCUGAAAUCAUCAAAUUGUGUUUGGUUUGACCCAUAAAGCAACUGCUGACACUUCA
Phycodurus eques (leafy seadragon) is the source of this 6321-nucleotide messenger RNA. RefSeq names its product WD repeat-containing protein 47-like. Lineage: Eukaryota; Metazoa; Chordata; Actinopteri; Syngnathiformes; Syngnathidae. The transcript has 16 exons. The record is from RefSeq and is a predicted model, not a curated record. The coding region runs from base 170 to 2806 and encodes 878 amino acids. Gene Ontology annotation, molecular function: protein binding.